AUGAACCAUGGGCAUUGUAUUCUUGACCUCUCCCAGUAUCCUUUCAUUCAGGGAAAAAUGUUGUUUGCUCAGCCCAAGGAAGCUGGUUUUUCAUUUAGCCACGAUAUCAGUAGUCACUUGGCCAGCCUCUCCAUUGGUGGAAACACGAUCCCCACAGCGGACCCUGCUGUUAAGGAGAAGGCUUUCUGUGCCCUGGAUAACUUGAAUGCGAGUGUUGAAAAACAGGGCCCGAUUAAGAUGUACAUCAAUGAAGUGUGUCGGGAGACUGUGUCACAUUGCUGCAACUCAUUUCUGCAGCAGGCCGGAUUAAAUUUGUUAAUAAGCAUGACAGUUAUUAAUAACAUGCUUGCCAAGUCCGUUUCAGACUUGAAGUUUCCUUUGAUAUCAGAGGGAAGUGGAUGUGCUGAGGUUCAGGUUUUGAAACCGUUGGUGGGUUUGUCUGAAAAGGCAGUCUUGGCGGGGGAAUUGCUGGGUGCCCAAAUGCUGCUCUCGUUCACAUCCCUCUUUAUCAGGAACGGGAACAGACAGGUUCUUCCGGACACCCUGGCCUCUUAGAUGGCCAUGUCGAACAGAACGGGACUGAAUCCACCCAAAACCUGUUGGGCGAACACACCCUUGUGUUCUCAGUCGAGGCAUCUGCAGUGGGUGCUACUGAAGGUCCAGCCCUCGCCAAUCACCACAUCAUGGGGUGAAAGUUACACUUGCUAACAGGAGGACCACACUCUUAUCGGCCAGGCAGGCAGGGUUCCCACGGAGCUCUGAGUAACCUCUUGGUUUUGCAGUCUGCAGGCAAUGCACAUAGUAAAUUAGUCCCUUGCAGCCUCCUUCCUGUGGUAAAGGGAUCAUUUCAGCUGCCCGCUGUCGAUAAAGAACAUCACAUUAUAGCGUCACGAGGGACACCUUGCCUGUGGGGGUCUCCGUGUGUAAGCUGGACUGUUUGGUGGAGACCAGACAGGUAUCGGAGCUUGUGCUGAAAAUGCAGUUUGUAGCUGCUUAGGUUGACUUCUUUUCCAUUUACUCUUUUCUUCUGCGUGAGCUGAUGGAUAGUGAACCUGUUCAUCAAAAAGUACACGCCCCUUCUACGUGCUCUACUGACGUAACCUCAUCCACCCAAGCCUACAUUUGUAUGUAUCAUCAAUAAAGUUGUGUGCUUUGAUUGCCGAAAAGGA
Messenger RNA from Equus caballus (horse), 1169 nucleotides. Its product is annotated as protein ARMCX6. NCBI's taxonomy places the organism in Eukaryota, Metazoa, Chordata, Mammalia, Perissodactyla, Equidae. The record is from RefSeq and is a predicted model, not a curated record. Gene Ontology annotation, cellular component: mitochondrion.